Messenger RNA from Corythoichthys intestinalis (scribbled pipefish), 4893 nucleotides. It is a transcript of the gene wdr36, whose product is annotated as WD repeat domain 36. NCBI's taxonomy places the organism in Eukaryota, Metazoa, Chordata, Actinopteri, Syngnathiformes, Syngnathidae. Gene Ontology annotation, biological process: rRNA processing. The record is from RefSeq and is a predicted model, not a curated record. The transcript is spliced from 20 exons. The coding region runs from base 2124 to 4844 and encodes 906 amino acids. Gene Ontology annotation, cellular component: Pwp2p-containing subcomplex of 90S preribosome; small-subunit processome. Gene Ontology annotation, molecular function: protein binding.
AGUCUGGUCAAAUUGGAUUGGAUGUCUAUCACUGUCAGUGGCCGUGAAUGAGUUAAUUAUUGUUUAUUCAAAAAGUCAAAAAUAUUCUGUUUAUCAUUUUUAGAGGUUUAUAUAUAAAGCACCUAAAGGGACCUCACCAGAAAUAAAAUAAUUUAAGCAAUCUGGUGCGCACUACAAACUAUCUGGUGAACAUUAGCAAUAUAGAGCAUUUAAGCUAGCGGACUUUUGCUAUGCCAGUUAGCCAAUAGUUGCAUUGUCGCAAUUGGCUAACUGGCAUAGCAAAAGUAAAGAUAGCAAAACUAGUACGUGAUCGGGUAAGCGUGUUAUCUCCAUGUGGGUCGACCCCUGAAAUUGCUUUCAAACAUAAGGGCUACCCGUUUAAAUCCUAGGAAUUAACCAGAGUUCAGGUAUGUGUGAAAGGGGCUAAUGAAGGCAAGGAGUAAAUUGUUCUACAAGUUGUUUUUUUCUGUUUGCAAGUAUUUUUUGUUUUUGUUAUACAGGUGUUUUUUCUUCACUAUGGGUUAAAAAUGACCAAUUACAAGUGCACAAGUUGUGUCACAUUCUUGUCGAGUUUUAUGAGCCAAAAAGUUACUUGUAGCCUAGUUUAAAAAAAUGUCUUUAAAUCCUUGUACAAUGACUAAUUUUAACAAAACUUUUAUUUCCAAAUUUUGUGUUGUGAAAUAAACAUGAAAAAAAAAACACAAUUUAAAACAAAAUUUCCACAAGUUGUUUUUUUCCGGUUGCAAGUGAUUUUUUUGUUCUACCGGUGUGUUUUUUCAUGUUUAUUUUACAAUUUAUUCCUUCGUGGUUUUUUUCAUGUUUAUGUUACAACUAGGGCUGUCAAAAUUAUCGCGUUAACGGGCGGUAAUUAAUUUUUUUCAUUAGUCACGUUAAAAUAUUUGACGCAAUUAACGCACAUGCCCGCUCAAACAGAUUAAAAUGACAGCAGUGUAAUGUCCGCUUGUUACUUUUUUGUUGUUGUUUGGCGCCCUCUGCUGGCGCUUGGGUCCAAAUGAUUUUAUGGGUUUGGGGAGUGAGCAUGGUGUAAUUAUUGACAUCAACAAUGGCGGGCGAGCUAGUUUAUUUUUUGAUUGAAAAUUUCACAAAUUUUAAUAAAACGAAAACACUUAAGAGGGGUUUUAAUAAAAAAUUUCUAUAACUUGUACUAACAUUUAUCUUUUAAGCACUACAAGUUUUUCUAUCCAUGGAUCACUUUAAGAGAAUGUUAAUAAUGUUAAUGUCACCUUGUUGAUUUAUUGUUAUGAUAAAGAAAUACAGUAUUGAUGUACAGUAUGUUGAAUGUAUAUAUCUGUCUUGUGUCUUAUCUUUUCAUUCCAACAAUAAUUUACAGAAAAAUAUGGCAUAUUUUAUAGAUGGUUUGAAUUGCGAUUAAUUAGGAUUAAUUAAUUUUUAAGCUGUAAUUAACUCGAUUAAAAUUUUUAAUCGUUUGACAGCCCUUACAACGCAAAAUUUGGAAGCACAAGUGUUUUUCUUUGUUAUACAAGUUAAAAUUUGUCAUUUUACAGGGAUAAUUUUCAUUUUCCAACUUCUUUUCAAUCAAUCAAUCAAUCAAUCAAAUUUAUUUAUAUAGCCCUUUACAAAACCCGAAAGUUCCUCAAAGUGCUUUACAACAAAACAUGGCACAAGAUAAAUAAAAGGCAGGAAAAUAUUAUACAAUGACAUUUAUUUUUUUAAAGUUCUUUUGGCACUAUUCUAUCUCCAUACAGUAUGUGUUUCAUUCCCAGCGACAAGAUUGUUGCUCUUACUCAUGCUGACCACAGGAUGGCGACAGUACGCCGCUUAAAUACGCUAACCCCAAUUAUUAGGCUGCAGUUGAUUUCGAUUUCACGUCCGAUAAUGUUUUUUUUUCCUGCAGAAAUGGCAGAAAGGUUUAGCUAGUGAUUGCAGUGGAUUUCACAAACCAAAACGCAUUUUGUGUUUUUCUCCCCGCAAGGGAGCGGAACCUUUGGCUUUGUCUUCCUGUUUUCCACACGGUCCCAUUUGUAUACCGCACGCCCGCCGCACUCCUGUGUUUCUCCCUUACCCGGCGACUUGACCUUCUUUAGUCGUUUUAUUUUUACUUUACGUCGCUUGGAAGCACUUCGUAGUUUUUCCCAGGUUCAAUGGCGGGAGGAGGCGGGAGUUGUUUGUUUAGCGGCUUCCGGCUCUUGGGACUUUACUGUAACCACGUGCCGCACGUGCUUCGUUACCACAGCAAACAUCGGGAGUUCUACCUGGUCACGUCAGUGGGGAAAUGUUUUCACACCUACAAUGUCAGUCGUUUGGGUAUCGUCGCCGUCAGUAAUGGCCUCCCCGAUGACAUCACGUGCUUGGCGGCGGACAGGAUGUUGGUGUUCGCCGCCGCUGGCUCGCUCGUCUACGCCUUGGCCAGGAACAAGGAGGUGGUUAUGUGUUACCGCGGGCACCAACGGGAAGUGCGCUCGCUCCUCCCUUUCGGCGAUCAACUCAUCUCUGCCGACGCUGGCGGCCUUGUCAUCGUGUGGGACGUGCGUAGCGGAGAGGUGUACCUGCAGCUAACUUUUGACCCCGCCACCUUCGACGUAUCGGCUAUGAUGCACCCCAGCACGUACCUCAACAAAAUCUUGUUGGCCAGUUCCCAAGGGCCCUUGCAGCUGUGGAACAUCAAGACCAGUAAGCUGUUGUACACUUUUGCGGGAUGGUCAGCAGGUGUCACUGUUCUGGCGCAGAGCCCGGCGGUGGACGUGGUGGGCGUGGGCACGGCGACGGGCCGCAUCGUCAUCCACAACAUCCGACUCGACGAGACGCUCAUGUCCUUCGCGCAGGACUGGGGGCCGAUCACCUCGCUGGCUUUCCGGACAGAUGGGCCGCCCACGCUGGCGGCGGGAAGCCCGCAAGGACACGUGACCCUGUGGGACCUGGAGCGACGGCGGGCGGCGGGCCAGCUCGCCGACGCCCACCGGACGGCGGUCAGCGUCGGCUUCGUGCACGGCCAGCCGCUCCUGGUCACCAACGCUGCCGACAACGCCGUCAAAGUGUGGAUCCUAGACGGGGAAGGAGGCGGAGCCAGGUUGCUGAGAAGCCGCCAGGGGCACGCCGCCCCACCCGCCGUCGUGCGGCACCACGGCGACGACGGCAAAAACAUCCUCAGCGCAGGCCAAGACGGAACACUGCAGUCGUUCUCCACCGUCCACGACAGACUCAACAAGAACCUCGGACACGGCUCCGUCAAUAAAAAGAAAGAGCAGAAGAAAAAGAAGGUGGGCUGGUCCUACGAGGAGCUGCGCCUGCCCGCGAUCACCACGUUCGCUUCGGCCACGGCCCGCCAGUCAGACUGGGACGGCAUCGUAGCGUGUCACCGCGGCCGCCUUGCUACUAGCACCUGGAACUAUCGCCGCUGCAGCAUGGGGGCGCACCAUCUCAAACCGCCGGGGGUGCGUGCGGACGCCAUUGCCACGGUCGUCGACAUCACUUCUUGCGGCAACUUUGCGGUGGUGGGGUCUUCGUGCGGCCGCGUCGACGUUUACAAUCUGCAGUCCGGGCUGCACCGUGGUUGCUAUGGUGACGGUCAGCAAGCUCACAGCGGCCCACUGCGUGGAGUGGCAACCGACGCGCUCAAUCAGCUGACGCUCAGUGCCGCCUCGGACAGGCUCCUCAAGUUCUGGCGCUUCAAGAGCCGCCAACUAGAAGACCAGAUGGAGCUUAUAUCACCACCGGCUUUCAUGAGGCUACACCGAGACAGCGGCAUGCUAGCGUUGGCGCUGGACGACCUGACGCUGCUUGUGGUGGACGUGGAAACCAAGCGAGCCGUGCGCAAGUUUGCUGGUCAUCGUGCCCAAACCAACGACAUGACUUUUAGCCCAGACGGUCGCUGGCUGAUCACCGGCGGCAUGGACUGUACCAUUCGCACGUGGGACAUCCCUUCCGGAAGCCUGUUAGACUGCUUCCUGGUCUGGGCGGCGCCGGUCAGCGUGUCCAUGUCCCCCACUGGAGACUUCCUGGCCACGUCGCACGUGGACAGUCUGGGCGUUUGCUUGUGGACCAACCUUAGCCUGCGUGGGCCCGUGGGUCUUCGUCCGCUCCCGGCCGACCACCAGCCAGAGGAGGAAACGCCGCCGGGAGGCGGGGUGUCAGGGGAGGAACCGGAGGAAGAACCGGUGGAGGAGCCCGAGGCGUACGCCUCGACCGAGCAGUUGGGGGCUGAGCUGGUGACGCUUUCCCAGCUCCCGGAGUCUAGGUGGAAACAUCUGAUGUGCCUUGACGCCAUCAAGAGGAGGAACAAAGCAGCGGCGCCGCCCACGAAAGGCACGGCGGCACCCUUCUUCUUGCCCACUGUGCCGGGCCUGACGCCGCGCUUCUCCGUCCCCGAAGAGGGAACACAGUCUGAGGCGUCCAUCCGACGGCCGCCAUCCCAGAGGUCAAAGUUCGCUCUCGCCCUGGAGGCGUGUCUGGACACUGGGUCGGGCGAGGGUCUCGCUGACGGGAACGACACGGCCCGGGUUCCGAUUCUACCAGCAGCGCGUUCGUUCGCCCUUCCCACGGAGCUGUUGAAGAGUCUGGGGCCGUCGGGCGUGUCCCUGGAGUUGGCCGCCCUGUCGCCCCUUGGGGGCGGAUCCCCCGAACUCUUGGUGGCGUUCAUUGCCAUGAUUGACGGAAUGCUGGCUAGCGGGCGAGAUUAUGAUCUGGCUCACGCCUACCUGGCGCUCUUUCUCAAGCUUCAUCUCCGCUCUCUGACAGAGGACACCGUCGCCAUUGAAGCGUUGCUCCGCCUCUCCACGCGGCUGGAGGCCAAGUGGGCGGAGCUCCGGGCCUCCUUCAAUCAAUCGCUCUGUUUAUUGACAUACGCCAAGAGUGCGCUUCUGUGAGAUUAAAACUGUUUGUAAUGCAAAAUUUUCCAAAUAAAGCUUUUAUGUA